Octopus bimaculoides (California two-spot octopus) is the source of this 2184-nucleotide messenger RNA. Its product is annotated as integrator complex subunit 9. Gene Ontology annotation, cellular component: integrator complex. The record is from RefSeq and is a predicted model, not a curated record. Gene Ontology annotation, biological process: snRNA 3'-end processing. NCBI's taxonomy places the organism in Eukaryota, Metazoa, Mollusca, Cephalopoda, Octopoda, Octopodidae.
CCUGUUCAAGGGGGGGAGGUAACUCUCACAUUGUGUAUAUGUAACAGAGGGCGCUGAACGUCGUCGUCUCAGAAGACUUUUCAUGAAGAGAAGAAGAAAUCCUGGAAAAUGAAACUUAUGUGUUUGUCCAGUAACCACAGUAAGCCCUGCUUUGUGCUACAGUUCAAAGGAGUGAACAUCAUGAUGGACUGUGGGCUAGAUAUUGCUCAAGUGCAGAACUUCAUUCCUUUACCAGUUAUAUCUAGCUCUAAGUUUGAUAACUUACCAAAUUGGACUCCACCAAACAACCAACCAACACAGUUGCAAAAGGAUGUGACUAAAGAACUAAAGGAAUGUGGUGGUCGUGUAUUUGUUGAUGGCACUUUGGAAUUUCUGCCUCCAGAGACCCGUAUGGUUAAUUUGUCACAGGUUGAUGUUAUCCUCAUCUCUAACUACACUUGCAUGUUGGCUCUUCCUUACAUCACAGAAUAUUCUGGUUUCAAGGGUGUUGUUUACGCUACCGACCCAACUGUACAGAUAGGAAGACAAUAUAUGGAAGAGUUGGUGACGUAUGUUGAACGUUUUUCUAAAUCAAGAGUUUCUGCCAAAUGGAAAUCGGAAGACCUUAUUAAAACACUACCACCUCCAGUAUGUGAUGCUGUACAUCCGUCUACCUGGAAGAAAUGUUAUACAUUUGAUGAUAUCAACUCCUGCCUUGCACAUGUACAAGUUAUUGGUUUUAAUGAAAAACUGGAAUUUUUUGGUGCCUUAGAUGCCAUGGCCACAAGCUCGGGUGUAUGUCUUGGCAGUAGCAACUGGGUAAUUUCUUCACAGUAUGAGAAAAUUGUAUACAUUGCUGGUACGUCUACCCUAACAACUCACCCUAAACCGAUGGAAACUGGGCCUCUGAAGAAUGCUGAUGUUCUCAUUCUUAGCUGUUUAUCUCAAAGACCCCUUGCCAACCCUGAUGCUAUGAUCGGAGAGUUUUGUUUAAAAGCAGCACUGACAGUGAAGAAUGGUGGAAAUGUCUUGGUUCCCUGUUAUCCUUCUGGAAUUACAUAUGAUCUCUUUGAGUGUCUAUCUGGGCACUUGGACAGUUGUGCAAUGGGACAAGUCCCCAUGUAUUUCCUCUCACCAGUAUCUGAUAGUACUCUAGCAUAUGCCAAUAUUUUCUCUGAAUGGUUAUCUACUGCCAAACAAAAUAAGGUUUACCUUCCUGAGCCCCCUUUUCCUCAUGCAGAGCUUUUAAAUAGUGGCAGGCUUCAGAAUUUCACCAAUAUUCACAGUGGUUUGAGUAAUUCUUUCAAAUCUCCAUGCAUUGUUUUUGCUGGACAUCCGUCUCUACGUAUGGGAGAUGUGGUACAUUUCUUGGAGCUGUGGGGCAAAUCUUCUGCAAAUGCUGUUAUGUUCACAGAACCAGAUUUUCCAUAUUUAGAAGCUCUGGCACCUUACCAGCCAUUGGCAAUGAGAGUCUGUUACUGCCCAAUUGAUAUUAGCUUAAGCUUCAGUCAAGCCAAUAAACUGAUUAAGGACUUGAGACCCCUUCACCUGGUGUUGGCUGAAGACUACAUCACUCCACCUCAUGUAGCACCCAUGCGGACAGACUUAACUAUUGAAUGGGAACCAGCUCCACUGACGUACAAGAGAGGAGAAAUACUUUCUCUGCCAGUGAAGAGACAAUUUGAAAGAAUUGAAAUACAUCCACGGUUGGCAUCAACCUUGGAACCAGUGGAAGUAAAACCAGGAUCUUUGAUCACCAUGGUUACAGGAUGCAUCAUGGGAAAAGAUAAUAAAAAUGUCUUAGAGCCUAUACCAGAUGAUGUAGCAGUAAAAAAGAAGCUGAAGACUAGUGGUGCAGCCCUCAGUUACCUCUGGGGAACUCUUAACAUUAAGAGAUUUGUAGAUGCUUUGACUGAGAAUGGAAUUACAGAUGUGAAGUUGGAAGAGGCUGGAGAUGGUUCCAUUAUACAUUUGCCUAAUGAAGAUACCCUCAUACAAAUCGAGCCAGAAUCAACCCAUAUCAUCUGUGAAGGAAAUGAGCCGAUUCGCAUAAAGAUCCGAGACACAUUACUGAAAUGUUUGUCCAAGUUUUAAAUUAAACACUCUCCCUCUUUCAUGCAUCAUUUCACAUUUUUUUUGUUUUUUCAUAAAACCAUUAAAACUUUACACGAAUCAUUUAUAAUAAAUUAUUUUGUUUUAAAGUAA